AUGUCUGCGGCCAUAGCCUCAUUAGCAGUGUCGAAUCCGACGUCUGGAUCGUAUGGAGUUGCAGAAUUCUACAUCACAUGCAAUCCCCCACUGCUCCCACUAGGUGUUAAGCGUAUUAUCGAGUCAGCCCAGUCAGCCUGUCAGGAUAAACUUCUCGAAAUAUUGUACGAGCCAGAGACACCUUGGUUCAAAUGCAUCACCGCGACUGAGUACCAGAACCAAGUCUCUGACGUUAUCCAAAAUCUCAUGCACAAACUCCUAAAGAAGGAAGUUCAGCCGCUCAAAUUUAACGUAGUGGAGGAUAUCGAUGUGCACGAGGGCACAUUCCACCCAGAUGUUGUCUCAAGAGAAACAGAUGAACCUCUCAUAAUUCCAUGGAUGGUCUAUAAUUCCAUUGGAAGCGACAUGUAUCCAGAUUUUGACCACUACAGAUUUCCUGAAAUCAUGGCCAAGAUUCCUUUCAAGACAGUCUGGAGAGGGCUUCAGAAUUCUACCGGAGUUUCGACUGAGACGCUUUUAUCCAUAUUUUCUCGUGUCUCCAAAUCCGAGACUGCACCCACCAGCAUCGCUGACUUUGCGUUUUAUACAAACUGUGAGAUGUCACACAAUCUGAGGGAGGACCUAAUUUAUAUCGGGUCCUGGGAGUCGAUGGAAUUAGUCGAUAGGGCGGUUCGAAGGCUCCAAGCGAUCUUGAAUCUAUUAGCAAGUAAACCGAAAGUAGCGUCACAUCUGAUUCUACUCGAAGGAUCAGCGGCUACCAAACUCACGUAUAGGUGGAUGUCUCAUGUUGGGCUCGUCCAUGCAACCUUUGCUGUUCAGUCCGGCAGCUUGGAUAUCGCUGAAGAGUAUAAAUAUCUCGCAAAUGCGGUUGUCAUCAGGACUCACAUCCGAGAGAGAAGUGGUCGUUGGAUUACUGAUGAUACUGUUUAUCCGUUGAAAGAUACACGUCAGCACGAAGCAGAGCAGAUAUUCAGUGCCUUCAAGGGUUACCUUCUGCCUUCCAAGCCAAAGAACGCCAAAGUUCAAGUGUUGCAUGACUGGAAAUAUGCGACGGGUCAAAGGGAUACGUCGCCAACUAAGACAAAGGGGAUCGAUAGCCUUUGCGGACCUAUGAGAAACAAUCAAAAUGUCACUAGCAACUUGGUGGCAGACGACAACAUGAAGUUAUCUUAUUCCGCACUUGUCAACAAUGAUCAAGGGCUUGCACCGAGUCAAGAACUACACGAUGACCAGAAGCUUUUCGCCUGCCAGCCGCCACCAUCGUCGGCUCGACUGUCUCCCACAUUGCAUGGGGCGGAUACAAUUGUACAGUCUACCCAGCGACUGGCCACUACCGAGACAGAGUUUCCCCACGCAUUAGAGCCCUCAAUAGCAGGAGGCUCUGUAUCAACCCAGAAAGAAGAACCAAGAAGCAAAGUUCAAUCUCUGUUUGCAACGUCUGACUACAGUCAAGGAGACCUUCUCAUCUCCCUCAAUGAGGCAGACGAGGAGGCUGCGUGUGAAAAUGGACCGGCUGGCGGUGUGGUUCGUAGUACAAUCGCGGAUCUUCAAGAAGUAAAUGAGGACAUCAUCCGACUUGAACUGUUUGAACGUUCCGAUGACCUUAUAUGGCUGGAGGAUGAAUCGCCGGUUCAGCAGCCGCCUCCCAGAUCAGGCAGUUUGAACGUGCUUGAUGAUGUAUCAGACUACCCCUCUCUUCAGAAUUACGAAACCUUGAGAACUGAGGCCGAAAAGUCCACUACCGUGACUGAAAACAACCCCCUUGAAGCUCAGGAGCAUGAUCUGGUGAGGUUUCUUACCGGUGGUCUGCCCCGGUGUGGGUUAAUAGAUGCUCAGAAGCAUAUUCUGAUGAGUGUUCCCGAUGAAGCUCAGGAUAAUCAGAUUGGUAAUUAUACCGGCGAUCUGGUUGAAUUCCCGGACACUCAGGAGAGUGAUGCCACGGAUAAUCACGCUGGUGAUCUAGUCGAGUUUGGCUUGGCAGAGGAAAGACCAAGAGAAUUCUUCCAAACAAUGAAUCAGAGGGGAGGUCGCGGUAUUGCCAAAUUGUCUAAAAGCGCUCGCUCACCUGGAAGAAUUGGUUCGGAUGCCGAUCAAGAACCAGCCACUGGAAGUCAAAGCGCACGCUGGAAUUCUUCCACGCCUACGGGACCGAGAGCUAAUGCACAGUUCGAAGCUGACUUCCCGGCGCUUGGAGGAACUUCCAAAUCCCCAAAGAAGCAGGCUAAGCAGCCAUUACGGUAUGCUGAUGCUGCCAAGCUAUCCAAUGCUCCAUCAAAACGGCCACCCCAAUUUCCCAUCUCGAGUGGAAGCACCAGCCGGCCCCACCAAAUUUCCUCAAAAGCAUCAGUUGCGUCGUCUGCCAAAGUGGUUGAAAGCUCAAAGGAACCGAAACUUGAGGAGUACGAGAAGGGUAGCCAUGUCCCACUAGAGAAGAGCGAUAUAUUGCGGGACGCGAAGACUCAGCUUAGAAAAAUGUCGCAAAUCCUUGAGCUCACUUCAGGCUAUGUCUCCUUGGAGGUUGUGUUUGGGCGCAUAUAUAUAAAGCAUAUGGGACCGAGCCAUGUAAAUCACACUGGCUCUGGCCCGGCGUUUGCGGUAAAGGAGGUUGUUGACCUUUUAAAUGGCGAGAAUUUCCGACAAGACCGUAUUGGCUUCUCACCUAUGUUAUCUACCUCAGAAGGUGAUGCCAACAUGCUGGUGAGCAUUAUGCCGCCGGGGGAAACGCCGUGGCAUCUGUUUGAGAAGGAAACGUGGUAUGAUUUCCACUGCACCUAUUUCGGGCCUAGAGGCGAGGAGGCCAUCAUCAUUGAAUUGAAUGCCGACAAACUCCAAUAUCGAGUCCGGGGCCCACGGCACGAAGUAUUUGCAAUCCACCUUCACUGCCCCCAGCGAGCUUGGGAUAUGAAGGCGCGUGCAGUCCGGUCCCAGGCUUUGGAGCCCGAGUAUCCAUUAAAAUGUUACAUCGAAUCUCUCAUUGAGGAAAUGGACAUCUUGGUUGAUCAUAGGGGCGAUGUGACAAUCAAGUAUCCAGACUACAAUGGCACCCGGGAACUUGAGGCCAUCGUCAUGCGGCGAGUUGCACGAUACCACCACGGAAAGAAGCGAGAUUCCAGUGUGCUCACAGUCACAAUGACUUACUCAAUGGAAGAGAGCUUGGUGGGCGGCAAAAGGCGUGCAGGGGCCGUUCGAGUUUUUGCCUGCCCCACAACCUCGUUGAACAGUGCUUUGCCGCACAAAUACUUUGAGGCAAGCCUAACCUCUUCUCAUCUUGGCCACCACUUUGAUCAAAAUGUCAAUUUGGAGUAUGGCGACAAGACCACGUGGGAUACAGACCAGCUUGCGAGCGAAAAUGUGUUUGAGGACAUGCUUCGGCCAGCCUUUGGAAUGAUUUCUCACAUGGAUCAUAUUGGGUCUUCGAAUAAUACCAUGAGAGGCGUCACCGAUGAGGAUGCGUUUCACGAAUCUUUGGUCGAAGUAGAUGUGAAGAAGAAGAAGUGGGCGUUUUGGUAG
Messenger RNA from Trichoderma virens Gv29-8, 3510 nucleotides. RefSeq lists its product as uncharacterized. The transcript is spliced from 5 exons. The record is from RefSeq and is a predicted model, not a curated record. The coding region runs from base 1 to 3510 and encodes 1169 amino acids. NCBI's taxonomy places the organism in Eukaryota, Fungi, Ascomycota, Sordariomycetes, Hypocreales, Hypocreaceae.